AUGAACUUUAAUACAACUAGGUAUUACACUCUUAUGGGUGUUGAUGUCAAUGCAACUCAAGAUGAAAUCAAAAGGGCAUAUCGUUCAUUAGCAUUACAAUAUCAUCCAGAUAGAAAUCGUGAUCCAGAAGCACCUGAAAUGUUUAAACAAAUUCAUGAAGCAUAUGAAGUACUGUCAGAUGAAAAGAAAAGAAAGUUAUACGAUCAAUAUGGUGAAGAGGGAUUAAAACUAUUUGAUAAUGGUGUGUUGGGAGAAGAGGCAGAGAUGUUGGCUCUGUUAUUCUCUGGAUCACUCAAGAUAUUUGCAUGUUUAUUUUUCUUGUUGGUGUGCGUUGCCAUCCUAUUCCCCAUCUUUUUGGUGGUCAAGAUCAACCAUCGCGUCGAUUGGUCUUGGGCCAAGGUGUUCUCACCGUUUUGGAUUAUAUGGGGGUUGGUCGUCCUCGCCAUGAUCAUUGUCGCCGCAGUGUCCCGUCGUAUGCGAUCGACGGUACUCAUGAGCAAGUCGGUGGCCAUACUGGUGUUUGGCGCUUUGAUUGUGGCUAAUCUCGACCACGCCAUUCACAUAGAUUGGACAGUUGUCUUUAUACCCGUCUAUUUCCUGUUGGCAGUCAAUAUAUGCUCGAUCAUCCCCAACACUAUCUACUCGCGUUAUCUCAAACGUUUGCAGGGUGAAAAGGAGUACUUUAACGCUGCCACAGAUUAUGGGUUGGGCUAUGCCGGUUGGCUCUACCGUCGAUACAUAUUCGAGGCCAUGGAGGUAUGGUUUAUCGUCUUUCUCGUCAUUCGUCUCGACCGUAUCGUCACUUGGAGUUGGUGGAUCAAUGCUAUUCCCAUCCUCGUGUCAAUGCUCAUUCGUUUAAUCACUAUCGUCGCCGACAGCAAAUACCUCGCCAAACAUACCCAAGGUAGCGAGUCAGAGGAAGAGUCGUCGUUCAACACAUUCUUGAUCUGUUGUUACAUUAUCCUCAUUAUCCCAAUCGUUAUUUUCCUCGGUCUACUAGUAUCUUAUUUGAAUGGUAAAGGUUUUGCUAUUGCUUCUGUUUUCAUUCCAAUAUUUAUUAUUGCUGGUAUUCUAUUUUGUGCAUGUUGUUUAUUAGUACCAUGUUUGAUUUGUUGUAGUCCAUUUGGAAAGGAUAUGGAGGAUGGUAUGUUUAGCGGAAUGCAACAAGAUAUGUUCACCGUUGUCAACAAUCGUAUGCAACGUCCUCAAAAAUUCCUUGAAGCUGCUGGUAGCAAUGUUUCAGUUUCUAAUAAUAAUAAUAAUACUAUGGAACCAACGCUAUCGAAUGUUUAA
This is a messenger RNA of Cavenderia fasciculata, 1293 nucleotides long. RefSeq names its product DnaJ subfamily B member 5. Bases 1 to 1293 code for a protein of 430 amino acids. The record is from RefSeq and is a predicted model, not a curated record. NCBI's taxonomy places the organism in Eukaryota, Evosea, Eumycetozoa, Acytosteliales, Cavenderiaceae. The transcript is spliced from 4 exons.